ACAUUAGUAAGCACAGAGCAGCUCAUGGACAAGACCUGCACGAACGAACUCGAUCGCAAAAGAGAAGAGACAACGACGACGACGGCAGACAUCUUUGUUUCUUGCGGACGAGUUUCAUUUCAAAUUAUUGCAUUUUUGCACCCUCGCGAAAGUGUUUUACAGUGCAAAAGUGCGCUCAGUGGGUGGUUUACAGGGGCUGAAGCCGAUAGCAUUGAAUUUUGAAAGUGGCAAGAGGCGUAAAAAGAGAAAAUAAAUAGUGUAGAAAAGUGUAAAUUUCGUUCGAGUGUAUUGAAGCAGAAAGUAGACUAUAGGGUAGCUGCCUUAGCGCAGCGGGUGAAACGAGAGAGCAAGCGGCGGAAAUUUUUGCAGGUUUCUGCCUCGAAAAGGUUUGUACGUAUGCGUCUUCAUACGUGAGCUAGAAGAAGAGAGGCAGUAGCAAACAUCAACAAAAGCAGGCUAGGCAGUGAGAGCGAAUCAACAAAGGGAAGCGCAGGGAGCGCAGCAGCUGCCGCUUCAAAUUCGGACGGAGCUGGAAACAAACUGGGUUGAAAGCGAGAAAUGUCCUCCCAUCAGGAUAUAAUGUGCGAAGUGGAGAUAGCUGAUUCCAACAUAGUUGAGGUUGUGGACGAUGGUCAUUUCGGAACGGAGAUUGGUUACGAGCAGUACGAGGUUGGAGUUGGUGAUGACCAGUAUGAGGAAGUCACUUGUGAGACGGAAGAUUCUCAGGGACUGAUGAUGCAUCACAUGGAUGAUGACGAGGAAAUUCUACACCAAGAAGCCGACAUACAAGCUCACGAAGAGGUGCUAGAUUCCUCCGGCGAUCCGAUGUGUGUUUAUGGAGACAUUAAUUUGGAAAAUGAAAUCUAUAUUGAGUCGACACCUGGCCCUAGUUCAAGAAAACGAAAGUCAGGAAUGAAACAGCCUCGCAUAGUCAAUCGGAUUCGGACUAACGAUAUUCACAAUUUGACUGCUGUUGAAACAUUGGAUGUUAAUCAAAAGCCUCGGCGUUGGGAACAAAAGCAAGUACAAAUCAAAACCAUGGAGGGUGAGUUCAGCGUUACGAUGUGGGCCUCUGGAACAGAUGACGACGAUGGCUCAAAUCCAGAACCUGACCCAGACUACACAGAGUACAUGACUGGUAAAAAGAUUACUCAGGAUUGCGUGCCAGGCAUUGAUCUGUCGGAUCCCAAACAACUAGCAGAAUUUGCAAGACCUUUUCAUAAAACUAAACUCAACAAAUUGUUUAAUGCCUCAACAUCAGCGGGAAUGUCUUCGAAAUCAGGUGCCACCGGGGGAGAAUCGUCCGACAGAAACAUUGCGUGUCCCCAUAAAGGAUGCAACAAAAUGUUUCGGGACAACUCCGCAAUGCGAAAGCAUCUUCACACCCACGGACCUCGAGUGCACGUUUGUGCCGAAUGUGGAAAGUCGUUUGUCGAAAGUUCGAAACUUAAGCGUCACCAGCUGGUUCACACUGGCGAAAAACCAUUCCAGUGUACUUUUGAAGGUUGCGGAAAACGUUUCUCGCUAGAUUUCAACCUCCGAACCCAUGUAAGGAUACAUACCGGUGAUCGACCCUACGUUUGUCCCUUUGACGGUUGCAACAAAAAGUUCGCUCAAUCUACUAAUCUCAAGUCUCACAUCCUGACACAUGCUAAGGCUAAACGAAACAACAGUGGCAGUGGUGGAGGGGGGAGUCGAAACAAUAACGUUAUGACAAUUCUUCCUCCACAAUCGUUCGUGAAAAUGGAAACAGUCGAAAUUGAUAACGAUUCGCAGUACAUAGUUUACACCGAUUAGGAUUCCGGCUCAGUGUAGUUGAUCAGAUUUUACAGAACACAUCUCAGGAGGAGAACGAUAAUGAGUAGGCCGAACCGGUGCGCGAGUGAGUAAGCGCAACGGUCUAUUUGUAAAUUCAAAAAAAAAAAACCAAUCCCCCCAUCAGGGAUUCAGACAAGUCUUAAUUUUUUCUUUCGUUUUGCAAUGGUAAAAUGAGCAACAUGAAGUAGAACUAAACAGCUAGAGGAAACUGUUGCACAGUUCGAAGCAGGAAUUACGAAUGAAUGUAUAGAAACUUUCUAUUCUAUUUUAAUUUUAUUCACUGUAAAUAGCUUGAAAAGUCACCUCUAAAGUUGGUUGUAUUUUAAAAACGUUUCUUGCAGUUUUUUUUUUCUAAUGGUCUCCCAACUUAUCUUGAUUUAGAGAUAGCUUUGCAUUAGCGAUUAGUCUUUAUUUUUUUAUAUAUCAACAUCGAUUGAUAGCGGAAGCCUGGCUAGGAGAGGAAGUAGACAAAGAAUUAAGAGAAUACGAGAAAUAAAUAUCUGUCUAUUAUAUUUUUAAAAUAACACAAAACAAGGAAAACAACCUCUAGUAGUGUAUAAUAAAUUUUCGCGAAUUGGAAGAAUGAGUCAACAUUUGUAUUUUAUGAGUGACCGCAACGUGAAUUGGGUGUGCAGUUCCAGCGGGAAAAGACAGGUACAUUUCAGAGCAACUUAGCAAAAAGCAUAACAAAUGUACCCUUUGAAUGAAAAACACAGAAAAGUAUCUUCAUUCUUUUCGGCAUGAAACUGCUUUAAAACAUGCAGGCAUAUUUCUGGUCAGUUUCUUACUUUAAUAUAAAACAGGAUAACAGAAGGUGACAAAUGUUAUACUUUUUCUUAUGUUGUGCAUUCUUGAACUUGUUCUUUAACUCUGCAAUCUGAGAAUCACAAUCGCCGAGGUCAACAUAACGUGUUUUGUUGCAAAGUUACGUGUCAUGCUAUCCAACAUUGUGAGCGUGAAUGCAGUUUACGUAAGCUAAGGAUUAGUACGGAACGGUGAAGCAUGAUGAUACAAAAGUGAGUGAAAGCGAAUGUCGUGAUUAUUAGUCUGUAAGGAUUAUUUCUACUCUUAAUUAAGGUGGUUUAUUUUUAACAAUAAAAAAAUUGAGGAACAACAAUAAUAUCUGCAAACAAAAAAACAAUUGAUUUAUUAUUAAUUGUAAACAGGAAAGAAAAACUAAGUAAACUGAUGCAAAACCGGUUAAUAAACAUUAGCGGUAUGAAUUAAACGAUCCUUACACAAUUGUAGUUACAACAACGUUUAAGGAUAAUAUGAAAAAAUGUGGAAAAAUAAACAAAAAUGCCAAAA
Molecule: messenger RNA, 3126 nt
Organism: Topomyia yanbarensis
Lineage: Eukaryota; Metazoa; Arthropoda; Insecta; Diptera; Culicidae
Product: transcription factor YY2-like
Exons: 2
Coding region: 559-1797 (412 amino acids)
Biological process (GO): regulation of transcription by RNA polymerase II
Cellular component (GO): transcription regulator complex; PcG protein complex
Molecular function (GO): RNA polymerase II cis-regulatory region sequence-specific DNA binding; DNA-binding transcription factor activity, RNA polymerase II-specific
Source: RefSeq, a predicted model, not a curated record